Messenger RNA from Penicillium macrosclerotiorum, 1629 nucleotides. Its product is annotated as flavin-containing monooxygenase. Bases 1 to 1629 code for a protein of 542 amino acids. Gene Ontology annotation, molecular function: oxidoreductase activity. The record is from RefSeq and is a predicted model, not a curated record. The transcript has a single exon. NCBI's taxonomy places the organism in Eukaryota, Fungi, Ascomycota, Eurotiomycetes, Eurotiales, Aspergillaceae.
AUGACCCGGACAGGAUCCCAGAUCGAGACCGAUGCCAUUGUCAUCGGGGGCGGCUUUGGAGGAUGCGACUCGCUCUACAAGCUCCGCAACCUCGGCUUGUCUGUCAAGUUGAUCGAGGCCGGCAGUGCUUUCGGCGGCGUCUGGUUCUGGAAUCAUUAUCCUGGUGCCCGCGUGGACACUGAAAUGCCCUCUUAUCAGUUCAACAUCCCCGAGGUCUAUAAGGGGUGGAACUGGUCCGAACGAUUCCCGGGCGAUGUCGAACUGCGCAGAUACUUCCAGCAUGUGGACAAUGUCCUUGGUCUAAGCAAAGACACCUUCUUCAAUACUAUCGUCACCCGGGUCCAGUAUAAUGAGACCUCCGGCCGCUGGACUGUGCGUACCAAUACCGGUCUGACUGCGACGUGCAAGUAUGUUGUCGCCGCCACGGGUUCUUCGUUUAAAAAGCACUACCCGCAGUUCAAGGGCUUAGACAAAUACGUCGGAAAUCUUGUCCAUGCCGCAGAUUAUCCCGAGUCUCUUGACGUGAAGGGGAAGCGGGUAGGCAUUGUCGGAAACGGCGCGUCCGGUCUUCAAAUCGUGCAGUCUCUGGCCAAAGAAGACUGUGAGCUGAAUGUAUUCAUUCGCACGCCUUGCUUUGCGAUUCCCAUGAAGCAGCGCAAGAUUGCACCAGAGGAAGCGGAGAUGAUGAAGGGCUACUACGAUGGGAUCUUCGACCGCUGCUACAUGUCUGCCAGUGGCUUUCCCCACAAUACUCGUUUUCAGUCGGCUCUCCAGGCAACCCCCGAGGAAAGGGAGGAACUGUUCGAUGAACUCUGGGCUCGUGGUGGAUACAGCUUCCUGGUCUCAAACUACUAUGACUUCCUCCUUAAUGAACAGGCCAACACUAUCUUCUAUAACUACUGGGUGCAGAAAGUGCGCGCUCGUAUGACAAACCCGGAGAAGAUGGACCUGGUUGCUCCCCUGAAGCAGCAUAUGCUGGUCGGCACGAAGCGGCCCAGCCUGGAGCAAGACUAUUAUGAGAUGAUUGACCGUCCGAACGUGGUUCUACACAAUCUGAAGCAGUCGCCUAUUUCUGAAUUCGACGCUACUGGAGUUGUUCUUGGCUCCGGGGACAGCGUACAGCAUCACGACUUGGACGUGGUCAUCUUCGCGACUGGAUACGAUGCUGUCACUGGAAGUCUCCUUGAUCUAGCAAUCACCGACAAGAAUCAGCAGCCACUUUCCGAAAAGUGGAAGGAUGGCGUUCUCACGCACCUAGGCAUGAUGGUUCCGGGAGCACCUAACCUGUUUAUGGUGUAUGGUCCUCAAGCCCCGACAUCCUUGGCUAAUGGCCCUCCAUUCAUUGAGAUGCAGGUGGACUGGAUCUGCAAGGUGAUUCGGAAGAUGCAGAAAGAAGGACUGGAAUCCAUCGAACCCACGCAAAAAGCUGCAGAGGCUUGGCGCGACCAGGUACACGCUGUCAGCCAGCACACUUUGUACCCCAAGACUGAUUCAUGGUACAUGGGAUCGAACAUUCCCGGCAAGAGAAGAGAGCCGCUGAUUUACUUGGGUGGCAUUCAAAGCUGGUGGAAGAGUUGUACGGAUGCAUUGGAGAUGUGGGAUGGGUUUCAUACGUCGUCAUCGAGAUAA